Culicoides brevitarsis is the source of this 1149-nucleotide messenger RNA. RefSeq names its product lysosomal-associated transmembrane protein 4B. NCBI's taxonomy places the organism in Eukaryota, Metazoa, Arthropoda, Insecta, Diptera, Ceratopogonidae. The coding region runs from base 179 to 1099 and encodes 306 amino acids. The record is from RefSeq and is a predicted model, not a curated record. Gene Ontology annotation, cellular component: lysosomal membrane. The transcript has 6 exons.
UUCUAUAUAAAGUGUUUACUGGGUUUAAUUUAAAAGAUAAAAAAUUGAACAAAUAAAGUUACUAAACAAAAACAAAUAACAAUUAAAUGAAAAAUAAGUCUUAAAACUUAUAAAAAGUUUUAAAGUUGGAGAAAUUUAAAAUCGUAAAACGAAACAGUCUCAAACUAUAGUUAUAAAUAUGCAAAAUAAAGAGUGGUCUUGUAUAUUUGGCCUUCAUGUGCGCACAGUUACAAUUUUAAUUGGGAUAUGGCACCUUUUUUUGAACGUGUUGGCCUUGGGCUUUUUAGCUGUAAUCGUUCGUAAUCCAUCUAUGAUCAAUGAACUUCAAAACUUUGAGGAUUCAUUGGAGGCAAAAGAGCCCGCUUUACCAACGCCAUUAAGUGUAGAUCAACAGCAGUAUGCAUUUAGAGGCCAUAGUUUGAAUAAUCAUAAUAUUGACAUGAGCGGAUUAGUAUGCCUUUGUAUGAUUUCAAUUUCUUUAAUGCUGAUUUAUGGCACGAUCAAGGGAAAACCAACACAUAUUUUGCCAUUUUUUUGUUUACAACUGUUCGACUUUGCAAUUACUGCUCUUACAGCUGCUGGUUACUUGUGUUAUAUAAGAUCGAUACAUCGAAUAAUCGCAGAAAAUCAGAGACUACCAUGGCGAGACGAGCUGCUUAAAUUGAGUCCACAGACUCUUAGUAUUGUAGUGUUAUGCAGUUUUUUGUCAAUUGUGUUUUUAAAAGCUUAUGUAAUCGGAAUAAUUUGGCGUUGUUACAAAUUUUUAGUUAUGAGACAACAUAGAUCUGUAUUACCAUAUAUUAUACCUGAAGUUACUUACUUACAUCGUGACUCUAAUUCAUUGUUACCAGAUUAUGAAGAGGCUAUUUUGAAACGUCCACCUCCCAGCUAUUCUGUAGCAGUGGCCUCAUUACCUCAAGUUGAUUUGGUCUUGCCAUCUACUUCAUUUAUGGAGACAACACCACCUGCUUAUUCGUCUUUGUGUUCUUUGGCGGUACCAUCAAACAUUAAUCAAAAAGAAACAUUAUUACCGAAAUCUAUAGAUGAAAAUACCGAAAUUAUAAAAAAUAAUGAAAAUGAAAAUCUUAGAAACAUCUAAAAAAAUGAAUAUGCAAUAAAAAAUUAUUUAAAUAAAAUAGUAGUAUUAAA